Molecule: messenger RNA, 697 nt
Organism: Salvia miltiorrhiza (redroot sage)
Lineage: Eukaryota; Viridiplantae; Streptophyta; Magnoliopsida; Lamiales; Lamiaceae
Product: signal recognition particle 14 kDa protein
Exons: 4
Coding region: 163-513 (116 amino acids)
Biological process (GO): SRP-dependent cotranslational protein targeting to membrane
Cellular component (GO): signal recognition particle, endoplasmic reticulum targeting
Molecular function (GO): endoplasmic reticulum signal sequence receptor activity; 7S RNA binding
Source: RefSeq, a predicted model, not a curated record
UUAAUGACCUAAAAUCGCAGCACAUUCUUCCCUUCCUAAUUUCUCUCACUUUCAAUUUCUCUCUCUCUCUCAUCUAAGACUCUCUUCUUCCUCUUUCCACACAUCGAGCCCAAGCUCUCCUCUCAAUUCCAGAGUUUGCGGAUACAGAAGCAGAUUCGAGAAAUGGUACGGUUACAGCCUGAUCCCUUCCUCAAUGAACUCACCAAUAUGUUUGAGCGGACUACGGAAAAGGGCUCUGUGUGGGUUACUUUGAAGCACUCUUCUGACAAGUCCAAGGUUAAGAGGAAUAAGAUGAAGACGGCUGGGGAAAAGAUUGAAUAUAAGUGCCUCAUUCGAGCUACAGAUGGAAAGAAAACUAUUUCAACAAUGGUCGGUCGAAAAGAUCACCAACGAUUCCAGUCGAGUUAUGCAACUAUCUUGAAAGCCCGGAUGACUGCCUUGAAAAAGAGGGAGAGGAAGGACAAGCGAAAGGCAGCAGAUUCUGAUAAAAAGCAAGCAAUCAAAACCCUCUAACUAAACUGGAAACUGGAUUGCUUGAAUGACUCUCUUUCAAAUGUUCUUUUUAUCGUUUAUAUUGUAUGAAUACAUCUCGAGUCAUUUGAUAUUAAGAAUUCUUUACAAUUAUUGCGAGGUUUGAUAAUCGAACUUUGUUGCGGAUUACAGUAUAUACACAAUUUGACCAUUGUCCAUUGCUUUA